AUGAAUCUUUAUUCAUUAUACUUAUUUACAAUACUAUUUACAACAAUAUGUAUGCUAAGCAAUUCACAAAAAUUACCCGGAUUACGAGAUAUCACUACGAUUGCUAAAAUAUUUUACCCGCAACAUACAUCGCAUUUUUUACCCAAAUUACCAUUUGUUACAAUUCCCAAAAGAACGAAACUUUAUGGCUUACCACCGUUACCCAAUCAUUCCACUGAUAUGGAAGAAGAAAUUACAACCGAAUCACCAAUUGCACCAAAUCGUACCACAAUUGCACCUCUGUUAAGGUUAUUCACCUUACCAUUGAUUAAAUUACCACCACCACCAAAUAUUGAUACCUAUGGUAUCAAUACAAUACCGGAAUUACCACCACAACAUGAAUCAAUCUAUGAAGGAAUGUUUGCACCGGAUGGUAGUCUAAUCAAGAAGAAUGCAACAAUAAAAGAAAUUAAAAAAACAAAAUUUCAAACUGAAACAAAUCAAAUUUAUGAAGAAGAUCGAUUAAAUCGAAAUGAUGGAAAUUCACGUGAAACACGUGGAACACGUAUACGUGCUGCUGAUGGUCCAAUUAUUUAUGAUGAUUAUGAUUUUUAUCCUGAUGAGAAACAAACAAACAUUCACGAAGAAAAUAUAAUUGCAACUAAUUUCCUACGUAAACAAAAUAAAAACAAUGCCAAAUUAUUAUCAACUGAAUCUAUUAAUUAUAAUAAAAUAAUAACCUCAUCAGAAUUAGAAAUACCUUCAUUUAAUGAUACAACAACAACAACAACAACAAUUACUAAUACCAAAGAAACAAUAGAAUUGAAUCCAAAUGUAAAAUCAUCAACACUCACUCGAUUGCAAGUUUUAAUUUCUGGUGAAAAUGAUAGAUUUGCAAAAAAAAAUUUCAAUUUUGUAUCUGAUGCAUACAGAGAAAAACCGCACAGAAUUUUUCCACGAUCAGAUCAUUCACCGGUACAGGUGAUUCCGGUACGAGUAACGGAGCAUAAAUCUGAUAAUGAAAGUGCUCUCCAGUUAUCAGAAUGGCAACAAUAUGAAAAUGGAAGUUUAGAUCGAACUACAAUUAAGCCAAAUAUUCGUGUCAUCCUUCGUGAUGGUCAAAUUGACCGCAAUAAAAUUGUCACAUCAACUGUCAUCAAAUCUAAAUCAGUACCAUAUGCUAAUUCAUUGCCAAAGAAAAGAGAUGAAUUUGAAUUACAGCAAUAUGAUACUGAAAUGAAUUAUCCUAAAUUAUCACAAAAAUUAAUAUCAAAGAAUUCAAUUCCUGAAAAAUUUCACGAAAAGCAGCAACAACAGCGACAACAACAACAACAACAACAACAACAACAACAACAACAACAACAACAACAACAACAACAACAACAACAACAAUUUGAGCAACCGACUUUCUUAAAUAGUCCAAAUGCGCAUGCACAACCCGCGGUGCAAAAUAUUUUGGUAACCCCGGCAAAACAAUAUUAUAAACAAAAUGAUCAACCUGAACGACAAUCUCUCCAAUAUCAAUUUGAUCAACAAUCUUCCCAAUAUUUACCCAAAGUUCAGCAACAAUCACUCCGAUAUCGACCUCAACAGCAUCAACAACCUACCCUAUAUCAACCUCAGCCUCAGCAACCUACCCAAUAUCAACCUCAGCAACCUACCCAAUAUCAACCUCAGCAACCCAACCAAUAUCAGCCUCAACAACCCGUCCAAUAUCAGCUUCAACAACAACCUAUCCAAUAUCAGCUUCAACAGCAACCCGUCCAAUAUCAGCUUCAACAGCAACCCGUCCAAUAUCAGCUUCAACAACAACCUAUCCAAUAUCAGCUUCAACAGCAACCCGUCCAAUAUCAACUUCAGCAACAAUCUCCUCAGUAUCAACCUCAACAACCGUAUCCGGUGCGUGAUCCUGAAGAUGAAGCAUAUCUUCGAGAAGUGGAAGAAUACGAUCAUUUUUGGGAAAAUGAACAUGCUCGAACUGCAUCAUAUUAUCAAUCACAGGCAAAAGUAACAAUAUCACCAAAUUAUCAACCUAUUCAAUUGCAACAACAACAACAACAACAACAACAACAGCCACAACAUCCACUGAUACAAUAUCAACAAACUGUCCCUUAUCAUUCUGCUCGUGCACCAACGCCAUUUAUUACUAGAAAUUCUGAACAAUCAAUGUAUCAACCAGUACAACAACAACAACAACAGCAACAACAACAACAACAACAACAACAACAGUGGCAACAACAACUUUUAAAACCGCUCAAUUCAGGUAUUCAAUCAGAAACCUCAAAUUCAAUAAAAUCAUCGAAUCCGCUUCUUAUCGAUCUUGAUACAUUAUCGAAAAAUUUAUUUGGUAGCCUUUUUAACAACCAAAGGAAUUGA
This is a messenger RNA of Brugia pahangi, 2355 nucleotides long. NCBI's taxonomy places the organism in Eukaryota, Metazoa, Nematoda, Chromadorea, Rhabditida, Onchocercidae. The record is from the annotation of a GenBank genome assembly.